CUCAGCCUACAACGGUACCGCUGUCGAGCAGGUCCGCCUCCGCAUCGCCACACUUCCCGCCAACCCCCCUGCACUUUGCCUCGUUGCUUCCGUUGACCGCCUCCUUCGACGGUCCUCUCAAGUCCAAGUUGCCGAACAACAUCUCGCAGGUCGGCACAACAUUAUCUCCUUCUUGUGGUCAUACGAGACAGUGGAAUCCCUCCUAGAUACCGACGAAGGCAUGGCCUUCCUCUCGUCUGUGUGUGCAGAUAUACGCCCUUUCCUGGAUCAGCUUGCCAUGGGCAGUAACGCGCUCGCAUUGCCGAUCGUGUGGCCCAUGCUCUGGUUCGAUCACGACAACGGGCUCACAAACCCUGCCGUACUCCAAAGCGCCGGGAAGGCCGAGGACUUCUGUACGGGGUUCAUAGCCUCACAGUGGCAAGGUGAGCCCAGCACCGAGUUGCCGCGGAACCUUCUCGAUGUGGGUGAUUCCGUCGCAAGGGGUUUCCAUGACCAACGGCGCGCGGCCUGGGAAUCAUAUGUCGAAGGAGCGCAUACUGAUCUUCCUCUCCUCAUCUCAAUCUCACCAAGGAAAACAAGCGUGGGACUGCUCCUGUCCCGCCGCAUCUCGGAAUCAACCGCAUUCAGAGGAGUGUGUCUGUGACUGCGCCCACUGCAUGGAACAGAGAUCUUCAUCCUGCCCAUGUAGCUAUGACGACAUUAUCCGGAUCACUCCUCGGACAAAGCAGGCGUCGUUAUCCCCUGCGCUUUGCAGGUGCCAUGCCUUGUGCACGUGCACAUGCGUGUACUGCCACAAGCCUUUUCGCAUGUUUUCUGCUUCCCUAGCCUUGAAACGGACUCGCUCUGACCUGACGGAUCCUUCAAGCCAAUCACAACAAAGUCAACUGACUCAAUCCGCCUCCGGUUCACAACAGCAGGAAGGUCAACUGACUCAAUCUGGGUCCGGGUCGCAAUUGACGCCUCUCGUGUUUGCGGAAGUGGGAGAAGACCCAGCGAGUGACGUGAGCUUGCCGCCUCCAGCGGCCUCCACUUUGACUCCAGCGACUUUGGCAGCAACUGGCUCCGUGCUGUCGAAGUCGAAGUCAAUGGAGUCGCCAGAGCCGCUGGAGUCUGGGAGUCCAUUGACUUCGCCUUCGACAGCAACUCCAGUGACUGCAGCGACUCGACCAGCGCAAGCCGUUGGCCCCGCAACUGGCCGAGUACCCUUUCAGCGCAUCCCGCGCAUGACGGCACCGGUCAGGGCAGUUGAUCCUAGAGAGCGCAUUCGUGCUCCGAUACGAUCCCGGAGAGGAUCCCCCCUUGCUGCAACGGUAACGACUUCUGUUCCCACCCCGCCUGCGACUCAAGCGCAGCAUCCGCUGUUUAGUCUCCCGCCAACAGCAACUGGACCGGUUGGGAGCAGCACUUCCACUUCCGGAUUGCUUCCUUUUGGCAGACUUCCGCCGGGAGUUCAGAUGGGGGCCAGGCUUCCUCCGGGCGCCCCGCUGCCUGGGCCUGCACAUAGGACGUGCGAGACACCCGGAUGCUCAAAUCCAGCUCCACUUGGAGGUGCCGGAGGCAUGAAAUGCCAACCUUGCUACAAGAGGUCCCUCCAAGAUCGGAAGGCCGCCGCGGGGGACUCGAUAUGUGCACGUCCUGGCUGUGAUAACCGUGUCACAAACAAGAAGGUCAGAUACUGCAGUACCGCUUGCUACGAGCAAACGACAGCAAACCCAAAAGAAGUGCCCCACCUGCGGCAAGGUGGUUCUCCCAGGCCUGGGAAGAUUUUGUGAGGCCCAUGUUGUGCGAACCAAGAAACAGAGGAAGGAGUAGGAGCUGGUGGAUUGUGCACAGUAGUGUGUUGAGGUGCUGUAUAUCGGGGCGGGAUCAGUUUGUGAGGCCGCUUAGUGAGAAUCGCGGCUUAUGGGGAUGCCGUCAAUUUCGACGCGCCCGUCGUACCCUACAUCCUACUGUACAUAUAUGUAGGAUACGUUGCUACAACGGCGUAGUCAGAUUGGUAGCCGAAGAG
This is a messenger RNA of Fimicolochytrium jonesii, 2008 nucleotides long. RefSeq lists its product as uncharacterized. The record is from RefSeq and is a predicted model, not a curated record. The transcript has 3 exons. NCBI's taxonomy places the organism in Eukaryota, Fungi, Chytridiomycota, Chytridiomycetes, Spizellomycetales, Powellomycetaceae. The coding region runs from base 459 to 1772 and encodes 437 amino acids.